Messenger RNA from Aspergillus pseudoviridinutans, 627 nucleotides. RefSeq lists its product as uncharacterized. Lineage: Eukaryota; Fungi; Ascomycota; Eurotiomycetes; Eurotiales; Aspergillaceae. The record is from RefSeq and is a predicted model, not a curated record. The transcript has a single exon. Bases 1 to 627 code for a protein of 208 amino acids.
AUGUUCGACGAUACCGCCGGCAUCCUCAAAAUCCUUACUUACGGGCACGAUGCUCUGACGAUCAACAUCACCCGCCUGAUCGAUCUUUUCUACAGCCGCAUGGGCAUGGACCCUACCUCAGAAUUCGCAUGGGGCGGAACCACCACCAGGCUUCUCUGCGCAGGGAGCAAAGGCAAACAGCCCGAUGGAUGUCUCUUCCCCAAGGCCCGGAUCCAGAGAGACCGCGAGGCCUGGCCCACCCUGGUUAUAGAAGCAGGUGUGCCUGCGUCACUACCCCGGCUCCGCCACGAGGCAAGAUGGUGGCUGCGCAACUCGCACGGAGAGGUCCGGAUGGUCCUCGUUCUUGGCAUACAUCGCCAGAGACGAACGUUGAUUAUCGAGAAAUGGGAGCAGCAGGAGCGCUCACCGAUACAUCAACGCCAGCUACCACGGCAGCCCGAGGCCUCUCUGCACGCUCACUCUGCGCAGACUAUUGAGAUAAGGCCUGAGUCUGUUUCUGGUGCUCCUCUUGUUCUUCCUUUUGAGGAGUUACUCGAACGACCCCGACAGGGCAGGGAGACUGAUAUUGUCCUGGCGGAGGAACAGCUUCGGCUCUGCUUGCGCUGGGUGUGGCAAUUGAUGGAUUGA